AUGACGCAAUAUCUUUCAAACUUUAUCAAGCUUUUAAUAAAUUAUGGUGAAAAUAUUUUUUUACAAUUAAAAAUAUAUCAAAUCAAAAGAAGUAUAACAAACUCAAAAUCUACGUGUUCAUCUAUAAACUGGUACAUCUUAGUCUUCAUUGUUUCGUCACUGAUGAUGAAGUCUGUUAGUGGUUUUGAAAAAUGGUGUUUAUGUAACGGUUAUUAUAGUUGUCCUGUUGUCACAGAUUUUGUACAUGUAUCAAACUUAGAAAAUCGAUAUAAGGAAUUUCUUAUGUGUCAUUUCAAAGAAUAUUGGGGAUACGCUUAUACAACAACAACAACAAUUUGUGAUAUUUUGGUGAUUAUUGCUGCUCUUAUCCGAAAUUAUCAUCAACUGGUAUACCCGUGGCUAUUUAUUAAAGCAAUAAUUUUGAUUGGAGAAAUUUUCUAUAUUUUAAAGAAAUACUGCGUGAAUAACUGUAAGCCAACUACGUUACAGUUAGUAGUUUUAGCACACGCGUCUUACAGUUGGUACUUUAUUUAUACAUGGAGAUCAUAACAGAAGUGGCAAAUUAAUAAUAUAUU
This is a messenger RNA of Melanaphis sacchari, 575 nucleotides long. RefSeq lists its product as uncharacterized. The record is from RefSeq and is a predicted model, not a curated record. Bases 1 to 549 code for a protein of 182 amino acids. NCBI's taxonomy places the organism in Eukaryota, Metazoa, Arthropoda, Insecta, Hemiptera, Aphididae. The transcript has 6 exons.